This is a messenger RNA of Ordospora pajunii, 303 nucleotides long. RefSeq lists its product as uncharacterized. The coding region runs from base 1 to 303 and encodes 100 amino acids. The record is from RefSeq and is a predicted model, not a curated record. The transcript has a single exon. Lineage: Eukaryota; Fungi; Microsporidia; Ordosporidae.
AUGGAAAUCGUAACUGAAGAAGAAAGCGAUAUAGAAGUGCUUGAGCUUCAAGGCGAUGUCGAAAACAUGGACACAUUCGAUGGAUGCUUCAACAAGGAUCUUGUGCAGCUUGAGUUUCCCACAUUUAUAUUGCAAGGAAGAAAGGUCCACAAGGAGCUAAGCAUUCUUCAAAGAGACAUUGUCAACAGUACUCCCUGCAUAAAGCUGGUAAGGAAGCUCAAGACAGUCUAUCUAUUUGACAAGCCACCAAGAUAUAGAAGAUGCAUCGUAAACAGCAACAAACAAGCAAAAGAUCCGUUCUAA